CUCAUCAUCAGGCAAUCAGAAGGUCACAGCUGCAAAAUCACCAGUAACUGCAUCGGAUGUUUUAGGAGAUUCUAUGAUGGACUCAAUAGUCAUGAUCUGGUCACCGUCGAAGAGCUCAUUGCCGAGAAUUGUGUCUAUGAAGAUCUUAUCUUUCCUCGUCCCUGCGUUGGUCGCAAGGCAGUACUAGAGUUCUUCCAGCAAUUCUUUGAUUCUACCAGCACAGACCUUGAUUUUGUCAUCGAUGAUAUAUCCGGUGAGGAUUCCCUAGCUGUUGGAGUUAUAUGGCAUUUAGGUCAAGAAGCAGCUAGAGCACGAGGUUUUGGCCCGUCAUCAGCAACCAUGCUGAUCACCUCCAUCCCAUCAUCUCUCCUCUCUUCAAAUCCUCUCACGCUCCACUUCAGCAAAACUCCCACUUCUACUCCUCCGCUAACCAUUCCACAUGCCAGUAACAUCUUCACUACUACAUGGACAAGAAGCAUCACAUGGACCCCACAAACCCUGACUAAAGUUUCAUCAUCAAAUCAUCAGACGGUCACCGUUGCAACAUCAUCACCAACAAGUACUGAAGAUGUUUCCGCCUUGAAAUCUGCACCAGAUGUGGUUAAGGGCUUUUAUGAAGGAAUCAACGGCCAUGAUUUGGCCUCCGUUGAGGAGCUCAUUGCUGAGAAUUGCGUCUACGAGGACCUUAUCUUUCCUCGUCCAUUCGUUGGUCGUCAGGUCGCUAUCAGGGGGGUAACCUGGCUGCUGCAGCAAUUUCCUCAAUUGGCUGACCGGCUGUGA
Messenger RNA from Dovyalis caffra, 780 nucleotides. The record is from the annotation of a GenBank genome assembly. NCBI's taxonomy places the organism in Eukaryota, Viridiplantae, Streptophyta, Magnoliopsida, Malpighiales, Salicaceae.